Molecule: messenger RNA, 590 nt
Organism: Haliotis rubra (blacklip abalone)
Lineage: Eukaryota; Metazoa; Mollusca; Gastropoda; Lepetellida; Haliotidae
Product: putative inhibitor of apoptosis
Exons: 2
Coding region: 150-392 (80 amino acids)
Source: RefSeq, a predicted model, not a curated record
GUUAUAUACAAUCAUUACAAGGAAGGUAACCAUGUCAGAACACACAGUGCUCGGUAAGUCCUAUAUACAAUCAUUACAAGGAAGGUAACCAUGUCAGAACACACAGUGCUCGGUAAGUCCUAUAUACAAUCAUUACAAGGAAGGUAACCAUGUCAGAACACACAGUGCUCGCCCAGGGUUCCGUGAGUCCACUGCCGAACCCCCAGAAAAACAAGGUUCAGGAGACCUCAGGCAUACAAGAUGAAGGCCUCUGCAAGGUCUGUCUGGAGAAGACCAGUUGCGUCCUGUUUCUACCGUCUGCUCAUCUGGUCAUGGACUGCGCACCUGCUUUACGCAAAUGUCACGUGUGUCGGGCAUUCAUACGUGGAACUGUGAGAGUUUACAAUGAAUGAGGAUUUGUUGUGAAUCUUCAACAAGCCUCAUUAAAACUGACUCACAAAACCGUUAUUUCAGAACGUUUGCGUAAAUCCUUUAACAUCUUUCGUGUAUUAAUCUUCAGGUUCAUCAAAGUAUUUUUGUGCAUUUAAUUAUGAAAUAAAUGAAAUAAAUGUCUUCAGGUUGUGCCCUGGAUGGUUGAUAUUUGAUAUAUA